AUGGCUAAACCAGGACCGACUGUGCCUAUUAAAAUAAAGGAAAGCACAAGAUUUUACCAUUAUUUCAAGGAUUGUAUCGGAGCAAUUGAUGGUACACAUAUUCAGGCAAUGGUGAGAGGACGAGAUGUAAGCAGCUAUCGUAAUCAUCAUGGAAAGAUUUCACAAAAUGUAUUAGUAGCUUAUAACUUUGAUUUGGAAAUCAUGUACGUUCUUAGCGGGUGA
Molecule: messenger RNA, 222 nt
Organism: Prunus armeniaca (apricot)
Lineage: Eukaryota; Viridiplantae; Streptophyta; Magnoliopsida; Rosales; Rosaceae
Source: the annotation of a GenBank genome assembly